AUGGACUAUGGGGAAAGACCGAUUUGCGUGCAUACAAGAGUGGUGUUGGCCGUGGUGGAUCACCGUACACACGAAUAUGUGGUGCUCACUCCCGACCUUGAUGUGUAUACAGAGGUCCUACAUGAAAGCAAUCCAGAGCUAGUGCGAUUUCUCCUUCCAGGUCCCAAUGGUGGCAUACCCCGAGGUGUCGCUGCCCGGAAUGUAUACUCAUUUGCUCCUAUGUCCGCGGCGGAUUUGUCAAACUAUACCCGUCAAGGCAGAGAGGAGGCAGAAGCCGAAAUCCUGCGUCGGGGGUCGGCUGCGGGCGGUGUGGCGCCCGUUGACCCGGACCCGGCUGGGGGAGCUGCUCCUGAAGUUGACGAUGGACGGCGGUGGGUGCUGGCAGAGUACAUCCCAGGGCAUAAGAUCGGAGAAGAGAUUGAGCUUGCCGCCGGGUCUGCAAGAGAUGGGCAUUGGGCCCUCCAUCAUAUCACUGACUCUGCAGGAGUGAUCCAGGUUGCUCUAGUGGCCAAUGUGGCUGAAGCGGACCUGGACUCCUUUUGCGAAGCCCGCAUACAGAGAUGCCGAGAAGCUGAGGCUGCGGACCACUUCCUGCAGACAGGCUACCGGCCGGGCGGAGCUAUAGUGGUUCCAGCGCUUACCAAGCAUGUUGCUGAGAAGUUGCACCAGGAGGGCCAGAUCAUGAAGGAGCGUCGGAAGCUUCGCGAGGAGAAGGGGCAAGGAAAAGGGAGGAAAGGCGACCCCGGGGGAAACAAGGUUUUUCGACCUCCUAUCCCUCAUGAUGAUCGACAGAGGGAUCUCUUUCCGCUGCCUUUGUUGGUGGAGGAGCCGGAGGUGGCCAAGAAGUCUCUCAGCCGCAGUGUAAAGCAACGAAUUCAUCGCAGGAGGAACAGACAGAGGCGCCUCAAUUCGGCCGUGGUCGCCUUGAAUUCACUUUUCUUUGGGAAGGAUUUGGAUUCUGCAAAAAGCUGCAUUAACAUAUCCGACCUGCCUCGCGUCCAGGGGGAUGUGCUCAGGAGCCUCAUUCAUAGACUGAAGGUUUUGGGGCCACCACCUGCCGUUGCAAGCUACCGAGAAGCCCUUCAGGCGCUUCAGGUACCAGGGGGCAGCUACGAGGCUGAACCCGGUGUUGGCGAAACCGUGCCAAUGGAUUUGAGUUCCUUGUCCUUGCCCACUUUGUCAGGGACUGGGGUGGAUCUUGAGAGAGAGAUGAGUGGCAGCAUCGGAGACAUGAUCCGCGACUUCGAGGGGCACUUGCUCCAAGAUGCAACCACUUGGGCCUCGGUGGCAGAGGAGGCUGCCCGGAUGAAGCCUUACAAUGACCCGAAGAUGCAUCAUAAGGGUUUCUACCGUGAUUUUCUACUUCGUCUGCAGAGCUGUGGCAUUCUAACUUUUUCCAGGCGUGCUCGGGGCAGGGUAGGCGCUUUCUCGGUCAGCAAGAAGCCAAAGGUGAUAGAUGGGCAGCUCCGUCACCGCCAAAGGCUCAUCCUUGACUGCAGGCAGGUAAACCUUCAGUUUAGGGCCCCGCCCUUGACGGAGUUAGGAUCCCUUGCUGCCCUUUGCGAGAUUGAAAUUGGACCGGGAGAGACAGUUUACACUGGUGGGGCCGAUAUUGCUGAUUGCUUCUAUGGCUGCAGGCUUCCGAUUGGGAUGGAGUCCUUCUUCUGCUUCAAGGAGGAUAUCUUGGUCCGGGAUGCCAAGGCACUCUUUCCUGAAAUGCCCGAAUGGAUUCAUGGACUCGCAGAGGAUAGUGUCAUUUCUCCAUGCCUCAGUGUGCUCCCUAUGGGUUUUUCUUGGUCUUUUUACAUCGUACAACAGCUACAUGAGCAGAUCACCAUGCAGGCUCUAUCGAUUGAUCGACGUGAUCUCAUCUUGGACUCACAUCCGGCGCGUGAACUCAGGCGCGGGACAUGUUUGGCCAUGCCAUACUGCGACAAUGUGCACGUGAUCGGCAAAGAGAGUGGUCGCGUUGAGCAACAUCGCCUUAGGGUUUGUGAGUGUCUUCGAGAGAAGGGCUUCCAAGUGCAUGAAGAGGUGCCCGCCAGUGCCGUGGUGCCAACUUUGGGUGGUAUCGUGGACGGGCAUGCAGGCCUGGUUAGAGCUACCCCCUCUCGACUGUGGAAGAUCAUAAUUGGGUUCGAGUAUUGCCUCCGGAAGCCAGUGAGCUCAGAGUUCGUGCGUCGGCUCCUGGGUCACGCGAUGGUCCUAUGUGUCCUGAACAGGUGCGGUAUGGCCAUCUUCCGCUCCCUCUACGACUUCAGUGCAAAAGGCCUCGGUCCGUGUCGACUUUGGAAGAGUGCAGCCCGGGAGUGUCGUAUGUUCAUUGCCAUCGCACCUCUUCUUCAAGGGAAUCUUCGGAGGGAGUGGUCAAGUCGAGUCACAUGCACAGAUGCAUCGCCCGAGGGGUAUGGGAUCGUCGAGUGUGAGCUGGGGGUCGAUCAAGUCAGAGAGAUUGGGCAGUGGAACGAGCGAUGGAGAUUCAAGAGAUUGCCAGUAAGUGAGUGGAGGCAUCGAGAGCGGGCCUUCAACUACGAUGUGGUUUCGGAUCUCUUCACUGUGGGGAGGCCGGAACCGACUGCAGGGAUCAACCAGGAGUAUGUCGAGAAUGAAGAGUUCGUCGAGGUCCCAUUCCAGCUAAUGAAGCCCUCCAGGUGGCACACUGCGAAAAUCGGUAUGUGGAAGAACACCUCAGAACAUAUCAGUCUCAAGGAGGGGAGGUGUCUUGUACUCGCUCUCAGGCGGCUUUCUCGUGAUAGCAAGCAGAGAGGGAGGAAAUUACUCAUUUUCGUUGACAACUUAGCGUUGGGCAUGGCUGUGAGCAAGGGGCGGGCACACGAUUUUCACAUGCUGCGGGUAUGUCAACAAGUCGCCGCCAUUUCUUUAGCCUCAGACCUCUUCAUCAGGCCACGAUGGGUGCCUUCCGAGGUUAACCCAGCUGAUGGGCCGUCCCGUGGCAGCCUCCAUCCGAAUUCUGACUGGCAAGCCGUUGCGGAAUGGAGGCGUGCCCAAGCAGGGGAGGCAGAAAGUGGCACAUCGGAUGGUAGUCCCGAAGGCUCGUUUGGACAGCCGCCCGAGCACGGAGACUGGUCGCUUGAGAGCGUCAACUCCGACGGUGAGGGGGAAGCGCGACUCGAGGACACUCAAUGGUCCCUCUUCCGCCGUUUCAAAGAUCAGGAAGAAGCAGGGGGCAGCGAGGCAAGAAUGAUCAAGCUUGGAAGCGAGAAGGCUUCAAGGAACGAGGAGGAGAUGGACCAGAACAUGACUCUCCUCGAGAUGGCAAGUGUCAGCGAAGCCCAGCGAAAUCAGUACACGAAGUACCUGAACUCGUUCAAGGACUUCUGCCAGGAGCACGAGAUGGGGUGGCCUCCGGACAACCUCGACUGGGUCCUGGCGGAUUACUUCGACGACAUGUUUUUGCAAGGGAGCUCCCUUGCCGUGGGGGAGAAGACCAUUGCAGCGGUGGAAUUUCGUUUCAUCGAGGCAAAGAAAGGGCUUUUGAGAGCGCGCAGGGCUUUGAAGGGGUGGAGAAAGCUACGACCGCCUACGAGCCGGCUCCCAUUGCCGAAACCAGUCACCUAUGGAAUUGCGAUGGUUCUAAUCGCAAAGGGGCACCGGGAUAUGGGAGUCAAGACGCUCGUGGACUUCGACCUCUACCUACGCCCAGGGGAGAGCCUCGACGUGAGAGCCAAACACGUCGUACGUCCAGUGCCAAAGUCCGGGAAACAGUAUCAGAAGUAUGCUGUGAUCAUCCGGGAUCAGGAGUUGGGGCGCCCCGACAAGACGGGGACCUUCGACAACACGAUCCUGCUCGACAACCCGGAAACAGAAAGCUGGCUUGGCCCUCACCUUCAUCGCAUGGCCAGGAAAGUGACAGGCGAAUCCCCGGUGUUUCAGUUUUCAUCCGAGGCCUUUCGGAAGCAGUUCCAGAGUGCCGCGGAGGCCAUCGGACUGAAGCAUCUUCAUCCAUACCAGCUUCGACAUGGAGGAGCGAGCGAGGAUCUGAACUCCAGGAUCCGCGAUCAUGUGGCAGUCCGCGAGCGGGGUCGCUGGAAAACCGACUCCAGCUUGCGCCGCUAUGCCAAGACGGGGAAACUUCAGAAGAUGCUAGGCGAGCUGAAGGUAAGCCACCUCGAAUUUUGCCAACAGAGUGUGCGUCGCAUGCCGAAGGUCUUGGACGGCACACUUCCGGCUCAGCUUCCCUAG
Molecule: messenger RNA, 4203 nt
Organism: Symbiodinium necroappetens
Lineage: Eukaryota; Dinophyceae; Suessiales; Symbiodiniaceae
Source: the annotation of a GenBank genome assembly